CAGGGAAGUUUGAAAAGGCUAAAACAGUUGGUCCACCCUGUUUCGCAACACUGGUUACAACUCACGCCCUACUGUUUCAGCUUCGUCCAUAGAAAAUGGCCUUGCCUUCCAACCGGAAACGGAAAUUCGACAUGGACGCCGUCUCUGAUGAGUUCAUCGCCGCCCAGACGGACUCCUCCUUACUGUUUGCGAAGCACAUCUUCUUUGACCUGGUCAAAGCAGAUUCCAACUUCGUUUUCUCCCCCCUCUCCAUCAACAUCCUGUUGGGUAUGGCCGCCGCCGGCUCAACCGGCGAAACACGCCGCAGCCUUCUCUCCUUCCUCAAGUCGGAUUCCACCGCUGAUUUCGAUGCUUUUGCCUUCCACGUCCUCACCAAUAUCCUUGCUGACGCCAGCCAUCUCGGCGGUCCCAGGCUGUCGGCGGCUAACGGCGUUUGGAUGGAGCAAACUCUCUCUCUUAAGCCCUCUUAUAAAGAUCUUUUGGAAAAAUCUUAUGAUGCUGUUUGUCAAUCAGUUGACUUUCGUACCAAGACAAGUGAAGCAGUUGAUGGUGUGAAUUUGUGGAUUGAGAAGAAAACCGGUGGCAUGAUAAGAAAUGUACUUGAUAAGCGUAAAGUUUCUCCUCUCACAAGCAUCAUCCUUACAAAUGCGCUUUACUUUAAGGGGAAUUGGGAUGAGGGGUUUGACGAAAAGUAUACACAUGAUAGAGAUUUUUACCUCAUGAAUGGAACAUCUGUCAAAGUGCCCUUUAUGAAUAGCGGUAUGAAGCAGUGUGUGAAAGCAUACGAUGAUUUCAAAAUCCUGAGUCUACCGUACAAGAGAGGUAGAGAUAUGGCGCGGCAAUUCUCCAUGUACUUCGUCUUGCCUAAUGCAAAUGAUGGCCUCUCAUCUUUGAUGGAAACCAUCACUAUAGAACCGGGCUUUCUUGAGCGUCAUGCUCCGGACAAGCGAGUUAGAGUGGCCCCGUUUCACAUACCGAAAUUCAAAAUAACUUUCGGCUUUGAUGUUUUAAGUGUUUUGGAGAAGCUCGGGGUGCUGUUUACCCACGAUGGUUUUGACGAAAUGGUGGUUGACCCGGAGGAGAGCCCCGUUGUUUCAAACAUUAUCCAAAAGUGUGUUGUUGAUGUCAAUGAGAAAGGAACAGAAUGUGCUGCAAUUACUACGAUGAUCACGUAUCCUGGAUACUCUCCGGAAGAGAAAAUAGACUUUGUAGCGGACCACCCCUUUGCCUUCUUCAUACGGGAGGAUGUUUCCGGGGUUGUUACCUUUGUUGGCACCGUGCUUAAUCCUCUUCUCUAAUACAUAUAAGGAUGUUUAGCUUAGGAUAAUUUGCUUCUUCAUUCUAUAGUAGUGAGGGCAUGCUUAAAUUAUUAGUGAUGAAUUUUUUAGAUCUUUAACUUUGUGGGUUUUUCUUUUUCAUAUCAGCGUCGUAAUAAAAACAUAUUCUUACCAUAAUGCAU
This is a messenger RNA of Cuscuta epithymum, 1459 nucleotides long. NCBI's taxonomy places the organism in Eukaryota, Viridiplantae, Streptophyta, Magnoliopsida, Solanales, Convolvulaceae. The record is from the annotation of a GenBank genome assembly.